Molecule: messenger RNA, 1663 nt
Organism: Photinus pyralis (common eastern firefly)
Lineage: Eukaryota; Metazoa; Arthropoda; Insecta; Coleoptera; Lampyridae
Product: alsin-like
Exons: 5
Coding region: 121-1410 (429 amino acids)
Source: RefSeq, a predicted model, not a curated record
UGUUGAAAAUAACUAUACUCAAAAAUCUGAUUUCCCUAUCCCAUGGUGCUGCUGUAAUCUUUUAAAUACAAUAGUAAGAGGGUUGAAUUUACUUGAGCUCAUGUUUAGGGACACGGUUUAAUGAUUUUGGAAGAUGGUACGCAUUAUGAAGGCGAAUUCAAAGGAAUCGAUAACAUUAACGGUAAAGGAGUUUUAACGUUAAAUUCUGGACAUACAAUCGAAGGUCACUUGAACGGUUCUCUAUCGGACGGAAUAAAAAUUUCCAACGGUACCUUGAAUUUAACUACACUUCCGUCCGCCGACUUACCCGUGAAACCAAACUCUUUCGGAAAGCUUUGCACUCCCGUAACGCAAAAGUGGAAGGCCCUGUUUCGACAGUGCUAUCAAAUGUUGGGAGUGUACGAGAAUAACAGCAAAGUGAAUAAGUUGCCCGACACGCAAAAACUGUGGCAGAACAUUGCGGUUUUAAUAUCAAACUCGCAUCAGGGAAGUUUGAAGAAGAGGAAAAGCGAGCGGAGUUUAGAGAAUUCGUUAAAUCAGCUGGAUACGAUACCUACAUUUGGAAGAAAUAGUAUGGAUGUUGCCAAUUAUAUGGAUGUUAAGCAGUAUUUGGUUAAGGCUUUUGAAAGCCCCCACCACCCUUUAGGAUCAUUGCUGCUCGAUGUGACGGUGGCUUACACAACAACUUACGGGGGUUUACACGCCCAUCCCCUAUUACUUACACAUGCCGUUGAAGAACUCCACUCGAUUACUAAACGAAUAUACGACAUUGUAAAACUACUGUUUCCUGCAUUACCGUCACAUGAGAGAGACACUCCACCGGAAGACACUGAGGAUAGUUCCAGUGAGAUAGUCGGUUACCAAAAUCUGUUGUAUCCAUUAAUUCUACCCAAAGUUCACCAACCACUGUUUAUUUUAUACACUUUACACAAUAAAUUGCAAGACUUGCAAUACUGGAAAAGACUGACCGAGUGGAACAAACACUCGGAUUAUACACUGAUGUCCUUUUUAUCUGUCGAUCAAAAAUUUCUAAACAACCACGCCCCGGACGGUUUAUUGUCGUCGCCCGUGAAAGAGCAAACCUUUCUAGACGCCAUUGAAACCCUGCAACUUCUCAAGACGACAUUUUCGCCUAUCGAAAAAUUACUCAUAAUUCGCCAGACCUUUGAGAAAAUGACACUAGUCGUACAGGAUCAAAUCGGACACGAUUACAAGUGGAGCAUGGACGACCUCUUCCCCGUGUUCCUAUACGUUGUCGUAAGAUCUAGAAUUCUGCAGUUGGGAUCGGAGAUACAUUUCAUCGAAGACUUCAUGAUACCGAGCUUAGAAAACGGAGAACUCGGCAUAAUGUUCACAACUUUAAAGGCGUGCUAUCAGCAAAUAUUGCAAGAGAAAACCUCUAUUAGUUAAUAAGUCCGUAUUGCGAAUUUUAGGUGUAGUUUACCAAUUUUAGUUAAAGAGAUGAAGUCGUAAUUGUAAGUAGAUAUUUUUGUAAGACUGGCGAAACGAAGCAUCAGUAUUCAGUUUUUUUUUUUCGUAUCUCCGUUCAUAUUGGACGAUGAAAACGGCAUAUCAAAUUUUGUGAUUUUCAACAUUCCUGUGUAGUUACUUUAUUUUAUUGUUAAUUUUAUGGCAAAGUUUAAAUAAAGUUAUAGUUACCUAA